AUGGAACUAUUCCAAAAGGCAAUUUCAGUUAAACUAAGCCACAACGACAAGUACCUGGUAGCAGAGGACGACCAAGAAUCUGUGUGCCAAGACCGCGACGGUUCAUCAAAAAUCAAUUCAAUUUGGGUGGUCGAGUUGGCCGACGGAGGGGAUUUCUUACGAUUCAAGAGCUGUCACGGAAAGUACCUCACCGCCUCUAAUGUCCCAUUCCUUCCCGGCUCGAGCGGUCGCAAGGUCCUCCAAACCAUUCCCAAAAAACAUGAUUGUUCCUCCAUCGAAUGGGAACCGAUUAGAGACGGUUUCUCGGUGCGAUUCAAGACGCGUUGCGGCCACUUCCUCCGCCCCAACGGCGGUCUUCCGCCGUGGAGAAACUCCGUGACUCACGACAUUCCUCACCGGAUGGGGACUCAAGAGAAGGUUCUGUGGGACAUUGAGAUUGUGGAGUCUCUUGGAAAAACAAACUCGCCGUUGCCAUCGCUGUCGCCGAAACCCCACCCUACUACGCUGGCCUUUCCGACUCAGAGGGAGCCGCCGAUCCUUGCACUUCCGCCGCUCAAAUUCAAGGUGAAGCAUUGGUUCGUUGCGUUUCCUCAUUCCUCGUCAUGA
This is a messenger RNA of Camellia sinensis, 606 nucleotides long. The record is from RefSeq and is a predicted model, not a curated record. Lineage: Eukaryota; Viridiplantae; Streptophyta; Magnoliopsida; Ericales; Theaceae.